AUGACCUGGCGAAGCUUUCCCCGAACAUGGUACAUGGUGCGCCCUUCGACACGUAAUGUACGAACUCAACCAAGUUACAAUGGUCCCGUUGGCCACGAUCCGGCCACCAAAGUCCCUUCCUUCAAAUUGGCGACACCUCGCCAGUUAGUUGAGUAUCUGAACCACUACAUCGUAGGUCAGGAACAUGCUAAGAAGGUUUUGUCGGUCGCGGUUUACAAUCACUACAGUCGUGUUUUUGCAAAUGAAGCCAUGUUGCAACAGCAACGUUCUCAAUCUGAGCUGGGACAGACGCCAGACGAUUCAAAUACAGGGGUUCAAUCUGCUAAAAUUCGACCUUUACGAUAUCAACAACCAUUAUCUUCCCCAUUACUUCCCUCGGCCUUCCCUCUAUUCGAGAAAUCCAAUGUACUAGUGAUCGGUCCGACUGGUUCUGGUAUAAAUAUCCAAUCUAUUUUCAAGUUGUGCACGACUCAGAUCAUCACAGGGAAGACCCUACUAGCCAAGACUUUAGCUAGGGUGCUAGACGUUCCAUUUGCUGUUAGCGACGCAACGUCCUUCACUCAGGCAGGAUAUGUUGGAGAGGAUGUGGAAAUGGCCAUACAGCGAUUGCUGCAAGAUGCUCAAUGGGAUCCUUACCGGGCCAGCACGGGCAUUGUAUAUAUCGACGAAAUCGAUAAGAUUGCUCGUAAAUCUGGAUCCGGAAUUGAAAGUUCGCGAGACGUUUCGGGAGAAGGUGUUCAACAAGCCUUACUUCGUAUGUUGGAAGGCACAAUUGUGUCCGUUCAAGCCAAAGGAAGCCAAUCCGAACCUCCCUCACUUCCAGGUGGAGAAGGCCACUCUCGAAGUGGACAUCGUGCUCCCAAUGUUGCUGCCGCUCCCAAACCGGAUGUGUAUUACAUCGACACGUCCAAUGUUUUAUUCAUCGUCAGCGGGGCGUUCGUAGGAUUGGAUAGUAUUAUUCGGCAACGCUUGUCUAAGGGACAUUCAGCAAUAGGGUUCUCUACCAAGUCGUCGGGUCUUAAUCGUAGUCCUUUGUUUUUUACGCCAAACCAAAAGACAUCGGAUCAUGUUCUGGAAAGCGUUGAUCCUGCGGAUUUAGUCAAGUAUGGAUUCAUACCGGAGUUUAUCUCUCGUCUGCCUUCAAUCACAACUCUCGCACCACUCACGAUACCCGAUUUAUUAAAAAUAUUGACUGGUGUCAAAGGAUCUCUCUUAUCACAGUAUAAAGCAUUGUUUCAAUACUCCAAUGUGGAAAUCCGGUUUACUAGUGCCGCUAAUGAUGAGAUAUGUAGACAAGCAUAUGAACGAGGGGGAGGGGCACGAGGGCUGAGAGGAAUUAUGGAAGCACUACUACUAGAAUCUAUGUACGAGGUCCCGGGAUCAGACGUCCAGGGUGUCCUGAUCACAGAACGGGUUGUUAGAGGUGAAGCACCUGCGCAAUACUGGCGCGAAAACGAUGGAAGUCCUACAACAUUCUGGGAAGCGUGGGCUUCAGAAGAAACCGCAUAUGAAAAGCGCAAGUUGUAA
Molecule: messenger RNA, 1527 nt
Organism: Lentinula edodes (shiitake mushroom)
Lineage: Eukaryota; Fungi; Basidiomycota; Agaricomycetes; Agaricales; Omphalotaceae
Product: P-loop containing nucleoside triphosphate hydrolase protein
Exons: 16
Coding region: 1-1527 (508 amino acids)
Biological process (GO): protein catabolic process; proteolysis
Cellular component (GO): mitochondrial matrix
Molecular function (GO): ATP hydrolysis activity; ATP binding
Source: RefSeq, a predicted model, not a curated record